Molecule: messenger RNA, 1424 nt
Organism: Symbiodinium sp. CCMP2456
Lineage: Eukaryota; Dinophyceae; Suessiales; Symbiodiniaceae
Source: the annotation of a GenBank genome assembly
AUGGAGGCCAUGCUUACCAGUGAGGAUGCUGCAAAUGUUGUGGGCUCGCCGGCGGCGACCUUCGUUUGCUUAGGGAUGGCCUUGGAAGAGAAGCCAAAGCUGCAGCCAGCUUCAGUCAGCUGCUACGAGAAGGCCUUAGAGUACGUGGGCCGUCCGGGCCACCCAGAACCCUGGGAGCACUGCGUUCUGCUGCAGCAGCUUGGGGCGGUCUGCCUCAGGCUCGGUCGCCUGAGGGAGGCAGACAAGUGGCUUGAAGACUGCAGCCGUGUUUGUGAGGAGGCAGAUGGCCAUCCUCGUGAUGCCGUCCUCUUCCAGCGGAGCUUCUCUACUUCCCAAACCAGGCUCGAGUUCGCAUCGAUGGUCGCCAAGCUGCGGGCGAAGACCUCUAUGGAUAUGGGCAACGAGACGCGGGCCAGAGAGUUUGUGGCAGAGGCCAAAGCACUGCAGGCCGCCCUCUCCGGCGACGCGGUGGAACGCCAGGAAGCUGGCCGGCCGAGGGCCAAGACAGCGACCGAGGAUGCAAACAAGCAACUUUGGGCGGAAGAGCCGGCAGAGGAGGUGAUCCUCAAGGAGUAUCGGUUCAUGGACGAGGGCCCCACCGUGCUGGUCAUGCUGGACCUGAACGAGCACACGGGCUUAGGCAUCGAAGCUUCGGAGUCGGUUUCGUCCCUGCGGCAAUUCCGGGUGAACUGCCAGGAGAAAGCCGUGCAGAUCGACAUGCGGCUUCGACGGUCGGAUGGACGCGUUAGCCAGUAUAGACUGCCCCUGGAGCCUUUGGCGCACGAGAUCAUCCCAGAGGAUACGGUGCCGAAGCUCCGAGGGAAGGAAGGCAAAAGGCGGCUGGAGGUCAAGCUCUUCAAGCGUGAGAAGGAUCGCCGCUGGUAUGGGGAUCUCGUGAGCGGGACGCCGCCCGUGGCGCUUCAGACGAAGGCUGCAGCACCAGCCAGCAAAGCGCCAGCCAAGGGCACGAUCCUGAAUCCCCUGACGGCGGAGGAGAUCGCGAAGUUGCCGAAGCCGGGCGACAGCACCGGUUACAACCGUCCGAGCUCCUUUCGAGCGAGCGAGAUCGAGGCUCCUGCUGGAUCUCCCUCCCCGGCGGCGGAGCAACCGGCGCCGGAGCCCGAGCCCAGCAAAGAGCAGAGCCAAAGCUCUCCCGCCUGGGUCGCCGAGGUUUUGAGGGAAGAAACCCACGUGUCGAUUCUCCUGAAGGUGCGCCUAGAUGACUCCUUGGAGUCUGUCAGUCUGGACAACUUAGCCUUGGAUGUCAACGACUCCCAGCAGAUCCUGACCUUGCAACUUCACGGCCCGUCGGCAUCGGCGGAGGUGCUCCGUCUACCUUUGCCACGUGUCCGCGGUGACGGAUUGGAGGCAAAGUGGAGGAAGAAGUCGCGCACUCUCGAGCUGCGCCUCCCGCGAUCCGCUUA